Molecule: messenger RNA, 1923 nt
Organism: Cavenderia fasciculata
Lineage: Eukaryota; Evosea; Eumycetozoa; Acytosteliales; Cavenderiaceae
Exons: 2
Coding region: 1-1923 (640 amino acids)
Source: RefSeq, a predicted model, not a curated record
AUGGAUAAUUCUACAACAGAUAGUAGUAGUAGUAGUAGUAGUAGUGCAACUACAACGACUACUACUAAUACCACCACUACAACUACUAGUACUAUUAAUACUUUAUCAAAUUUAUUAAUAUUAAAUAUAAUAGAAAAGAUUGAUAAUAAUGUAGAUUUGAUAUGUUUAUUAUUAACUUGUAAAAAGUUAUUCUAUCAUAUUAGACAACAGUAUAGUAGUAGAUUGGCAUUUAAACAUACAAAAUAUAUAUGUGAUUAUUCAGGUUCAUUUAGACGUUUAAAUGUAAAGAUAGUCAAUAGUUUACUACAAUUCAAUCUACGAUCAUUUAAACAAUUAUUUGACAAUGCAUUAUCAAAUCAACAAUACAUCUCUGAUGACGUUGAUGAUGAUAGUACUAGUAGUAUACCAUUACUCAAUCAACAUGUGACAGAUGGUAUUACAACGGUUCAGAUAUCGAUUGAAGAUGUAAAAGUAGUAGCCAACACAAUCAAGAUACCACCAUCAACUAGAACCAUCUUCUUUACACAAAGUUUCGACUAUGAUGCUUUUCCAGCAUCAUUUUAUCCACCCAAUCUUCAACACUUAAUACUACCCUAUUCACACGACCAUGGAAAUGCUUGGCACAAAGGUAUUGGGUUUGCAGAGGGUGUACUACCGGAAAGUCUCCGUUUGUUGGUAACCAUCUAUGCCAAUGGUAAAACGCUUCCAUCUCGUCUUGAAACGCUAAUCUUUCACGACAUUGUCCCACAACCAUGCAAUUUGAUCGGUCUCGAAACGCUACAGCAUCUCACCACCCUAUACUUGGAGCGGGCUUAUAAUCUGGGUAGAUGUGUGCUCCCCAAAACACUAACCGACUUGCGUCUUGGUGUCGAUACGUUGCAAGGUGAUUUUUUCGAAUCGCUACCCAAUCUCGUCCGCCUCUGUCUCGACAUUGAGUGGCUAUUGGAAGAUUCGACCGUAUUCAAUAUGCAAAACCUUGUUGCACUAGAAUCAUUCAAGCUAGGUGUGGGAAACUUUACAAGUACAAUGUUUAGUCUGCCACAAUCAUCACAAUCGUCAUCUCUCCGCUCGAUCCAUCUCGACAAACGAAAUUGCUUUGGAAGUAUUCUACCAGGGUUUCUACCAGAUAAUCUUUGCGAGCUAUCCAUACUAGGAUUUAUUGACUUUGAACAAGGUGUCACCUUGCCCAAAUCACUAUAUUCCUUGGAACUUGCCAAUACACGAACGAUCAAACCAGGGUUCCUUCCCAAAGAGGGUCUUGGAAAACUUAGCCUCACAUUCAAAGGUGAUGCAAUAUUGGAAAAAGGUGCCAUACCAUCGACUGUGACCGAAUUAUCUCUAAGUGGAUAUGAGGGACCUACUACACCAGACUAUCUCCCCAACAUGAUUAAAAGACUCAAAAUGGAAAUACCAAAUACAGAAUACCUUGACACUAUCACCCUACCACAACAAUUGGAACAUCUAACUAUAACUAGUUAUUCUCAUAGGAAUGGACGAGUUGGAUCGAAUCUAUCGAUAGAUUAUCCACCAACACUUAGAUAUAUCGAUUAUAUAGGUUUACAAGGAACUGGGCAUUCAAAUAUAAUCCCAUCUUCACUUGAACGAUUUGAUUAUCUAAUGCCAUCAUCUUAUCAAAUUAAUAAUGUGCCAAUAUUUUCAAUUUCAACUAUUCAAAUAUUUAAUAAUGAUACUACAUAUCCAUGGUUUAAAGCUACCAUUAAAAGAUUGGAUGUCGAUAAUUCAUCAGUGCUAUUAGUUGGCAAAACAUCAUUAUUUGGUGGUAUCAUUCAACAAAGAAAAUUAAAUGAAAAUGAUAGUCAAUAUCCUCCCAUUUAUUUACAUUAUAAAAAGGAUCAAAUACCAUUUUGGAGUUAUCAACCAUUAGAUGAACAACCAACUAUAGAUGAUGAUGAUGUUCAAUAA